AUGAUAAACUCAUGGAAAUUUUUGCUUAGGUCAGACUUGCCAAAAAACUCACUACAGUAGCUGAAUUUUAGUGUGUUUGGAUUAGGGGAUUCUUCUUAUGAGAAAUUCAAUGCAAUGGCUAAAAAACUUACUUAAAGAUUGAUUGAUUUAGGAGCAAAUCUAUUUCAUAAGGUAGGUCUUGGUGAUUAUCAGCAUGAUUUCAACUACGAAGGAGAAUUUGAUCCUUGGCUAAAUAAUCUCUGGCAAUCUAUGAAUAAAGUCUUAGUUGGAAAGUUUAUUAAUCUAGGCGAUAUACCUGAGGACAAACUCCUUCCACCCAUUUAUAAAGUUGAAUUCAUGGAUCAUGUGGCAGAAGAAAAUUAUAGUACUUUGAACUAGUUACCUCCACCCAAUGGGGCAAUUAAUAAACAAGUUUAUUUAAGUAAAGUAAUAAAGAAUACUAGAAUUACUGCUGAAGAUCAUUUCUAAGAUACUAGACAUAUUGUUUUAGACAAUAGUUAGUAGAAUAAGUAUGACCCAGGAGAUAUAGUUAUGAUUUAACCUAAAAAUAACCCCAAAUAAAUAUAAGAAUUCAUCGAAAGAUAUGGGUUAAAGCCAAAUCAAUUACUAAAGAUUAAAGUUGAUUUAGAAUAACUUGGAUAAAUUUGUUCGACUUCUGUCAUCUAAUUUCCUGAGGAAGGAAUCAAAGUUGAGGAAUUAUUUGAAUAUUGGUUGAACUUAAUGGACCCACCUUCUAGAUAUUUUGUUAAGAUCCUCAGUUUUUUUGUGGAGGAUAAAUAAAGAGCUGAGAAACUUAAAGAGUUUGCAUCCAAAACAUCAGUAAUUACUUUUUUCUUUAUUUGCUUUUAGGAAGGUAAAUCUGAGUAUCAUAGAUACUGCAUUAGAGAAAGAAGGACUAUACCAGAAGUUAUGCUAGACUUUCUUGUAACAGAUCAAUUCCCGCUUGCUUACUUGAUUUAAUUAGCUGGAAGAUAGAGACCAAGAGAAUUCAGUAUUAGCUCAUAUCAUUAAAAAGUUCCUAAUGAAAUUCACUUGACAAUGGCAGUAACAGAUUACACAACAAAGUUUAAGAGACAUAAAAGAGGUGUAUGUUCUUCAUGGCUAUCUGAGUAGGAUGCUGAGAAAACAAAAGAAACAGUUCCUAUCUGGCUUGAAAAAGGAACGAUGAAAAUACCUCCCAUAAAAGAUGGUAAAACUUACCCGAUUAUUAUGGUUGGACCUGGCACAGGAGUCGCUGCAUUUAGAAGUUUUAUAUAAUACUUGGCUCAAUAUCCUGACCAAGAAAUAGUCCUUGUUUUUGGAUCAAGAUCUGAGACAAAAGACUAUUACUAUGAGGAUGAAUGGAAAUAAUAUCCUAACUUAAAAUUGAUUACUGCUUUUUCAAGAUUUUAGGACGACUAAAAAGUCUAUGUUUAGCACAAGAUAAGAGAUGAAUCUGAUUACCUUAGUAAAUUGAUAAUAGAAAAGUAAGCUCAUAUAUAUGUAAGUGGAAGAGCUAAAAAUAUGCCCAAGAGUGUUGAAAAGGCUUUUAUUGAGAUUAUUCAAAAGCACUAUCCAGAUUUAAAUGCUCUUGAAUACGUUAUGAAGGCUAGAAAAAAUGGUUAAUAUUAGCAAGAAGUGUGGUGA
Messenger RNA from Stylonychia lemnae, 1626 nucleotides. The record is from the annotation of a GenBank genome assembly. Lineage: Eukaryota; Ciliophora; Spirotrichea; Sporadotrichida; Oxytrichidae.